Saprolegnia diclina VS20 is the source of this 1972-nucleotide messenger RNA. RefSeq lists its product as hypothetical. The record is from RefSeq and is a predicted model, not a curated record. The coding region runs from base 458 to 1921 and encodes 487 amino acids. Gene Ontology annotation, cellular component: membrane. Lineage: Eukaryota; Oomycota; Saprolegniomycetes; Saprolegniales; Saprolegniaceae. The transcript has a single exon. Gene Ontology annotation, molecular function: sucrose:proton symporter activity.
ACCGACCUUCAAGGUGGUCAAACCCAUGCGGCCAGGUGCGACGGCAAACUUCAAUGAGCGCUCACGUGCUGGUCUUGGCGCAAACGUUAUCAAAUUUGUCGUCUGCCACUGGCCCCAGGCACUGCCGCGCGUCCCAUAGGUCUCGCUUCUAACGACUCGAGCGCCAAGUCAGCGUAGGUUCCCACUCUAGCCUUCUGCGCAAGUACCAAGUGAACAUCCUCGAGUUUCUGAGGAGUUGAACUAGCCUGUUCCGCGGGUAGCAAACAGUGGAAGGGUGUCUAUUUCCAGUGGCUGGUUUCUGUUUAGUCCACUUACAAUCCUAGCAUCUCUGCAAAGGGCUUGAUGUGUCGUGUCACCGCACGCGAGCUUCAACUUGAACCUUGGCAGCAAGGGGCUGUCGUGGUUCUUGAGGGCAGUCCUCUCUCGUACUUUCCAUUUUGCCUCACCUCCAGCAACCAUGGGUCUCGAAGACGGCAAAGACUACGAAGCGGUCGCCACUCCCAUCGACAAGGGCCUUGACGACGAGCCCUCUGUCGACAAGCCCGUCCAAGGCUGCUCCAUCCCGUUCAUGCUCAUCCUUUGCGCGCCCAAGAUGGCCAUGAACAUGGCCUGGGCCGCACAAUGGGCCGCCCUCGGCCCGCUCCUCCAGAUCCUCCUCUCGUCGUCGUGGGUCCAGGUCGUCCAACUUGUCGGGCCCACGACCGGUCUCCUCGUUGCACCGACGGUCGGCGUCCUCUCGGAUGCGAGCACGUCCAAGUACGGUCGUCGCCGCCCGUACAUUUUCUGGGGUGCGAUCACGAGCGCGCUCUGCUGGCUCGUCAUGAUGCACACGGUCGACAUUGGCGAGGCGCUCGGUGACACCAACACGACCAUGAUCAACAAGUACGUCGCCGACAAGACCGAGGACCUCAUCGACCGCAAGUGGACGACGUUCUUCACGGUCAUUUGCUACAUUUGGAUGGACAUUACGUGCAACUUGACCCAAGUGCCUGUCAACCUCAUCAUGGCCGACUUUGCCGGCGACCGCCAGGUCACGGCUGCCUCGAUCGGCGGCGCCUACUCGAUUGCCGGCUCCUUCGCAGUCUCGGGCUACAUCCUCUUCUUUGGCGCGGCGCACAAGACGAUCAAAUCGUUCAUGACGAUGCUCAUCGUGAUCAUGCUCGUGACGACGAUGGCGGUUGUGAUCUUUGUCAAGGAGACGCCGCACGUGCCGGUCGUGGCUCGCAAGAAGGGCACCGAGAUCAAGGCGGCGUUCGUGGCCGUCUGGACUGGUAUUCGCUUGCUGCCGUACACGCUUGCUGUCUACGCGAUCUGCUUUGUGCUCAUGCAGUACGGCUACACGGCCUACAACGGCGCGAAGGGCCAGUUCUUUGGCCUCGUCGUCAAGAACGGUAUCUCGACCGGUGCGGACAAGUGCGGCGACGAGUGCAACCAGCGCCAGAUCGACUUCAACGACGGUGUCCAGAUUGCAAGUGGCACGACCGACACCGUCUACAACUGCGGCAGUCUUCUCUGGCUCGCGGUGCUGCCGUACCUCGUGCGCAAGUUUGGUGCCAAGAACGUCAUCACGUACGGCACGGUGCCGCAAGUGCUCUUGAUUCUCAUGGCCUUCUGCAAGAACAUUCCCGUUGACAUUAUCAUUGUCAUUCUCUGCGGGAUCACGCAAAACACGAUCAACACGCUGCAGAUCCCGACGAUUAUGCACAUUGUCGGGCACGAAGCCGAAAACAACCUCGGUCUCUUUGCCGGCGCGUUCAAUUCGGCCAACUGCCUCGGCCAAUUCCUCAACUUUGCGUUCUCAAGUCUCCUUGUCAAGUCGGACAUGGGCUAUGCCCUCCCAGUGCUUGUCGGUGGUAUCCUUACCUUCCUCGCGCUCGUCAUUGCCUUCUUCAAGCUCGACCUCAAGAUGAACACGAUGUAAUCGUCACCUGCUGUCCUCUGUCUCUAUCAACACGUAGCGUUUUGUACUUAU